AUGUGUGAAAAAGUGAUUCCUAAAAUUGGUAAAAUACACUUUGAAUUCGAAAUACUUAGAAUUAGUUAAUGGUGUGAAAUUGGAAUAGGAUUUAGAGAAAUGAUUAAAUAAAAUGGAUAUAAAGGUGAUGGUUAAGGUAAAGGGUAUUAAAUAUAAUUAAUUAUAAUCUAGAUCAUAUUUAUUAAAAGAAUCAAGUGAUACAUAUUUCCAUCAUUCAAAUAAAACUCUAGGAUAACCUUUUAAAUUUUAAGUAAAUGAUAUAAUAAUAAUGGAAGUGAGUGUAGAACAUAAAUAUAUAAAAUGGACUAAAUAAAACUCAUAAGAUUUUUUAGUAAAUAUUGUUAUAUAUAUAUUUUUAUAUAGAUCACAGAAAUAGAUACAUCUUAAGAUUUAUAUCCAUGUGUUUAUAUUUGUAAUUCUAAAGUGAAAAUUAAAGAUAUAUCAUCAUGA
Molecule: messenger RNA, 450 nt
Organism: Paramecium pentaurelia
Lineage: Eukaryota; Ciliophora; Oligohymenophorea; Peniculida; Parameciidae
Source: the annotation of a GenBank genome assembly